Messenger RNA from Dromaius novaehollandiae (emu), 1189 nucleotides. Its product is annotated as ADP-ribosylation factor-like protein 8B. The coding region runs from base 221 to 847 and encodes 208 amino acids. Gene Ontology annotation, cellular component: lysosomal membrane. Gene Ontology annotation, biological process: protein transport; anterograde axonal transport. Gene Ontology annotation, molecular function: GTPase activity; GTP binding. NCBI's taxonomy places the organism in Eukaryota, Metazoa, Chordata, Aves, Casuariiformes, Dromaiidae. The record is from RefSeq and is a predicted model, not a curated record. The transcript has 7 exons.
GCCCCCGCCGGCCGCCCGCGCCCCCCGCAGACCGCCCCUGCCCGGCCAAACCCCUCCCCUGUCUGCAGCAAGUGGCAGCGGGAGAAGGGCGGCGGCGCCAUCACGUGAGCCGCCCUGCCGAGCGGCGCGGCGCGGCGCGGCGCGGCUGCCCGGCGCAGCUCGGCAGCCAGACACCCGGCCCCGGUCCCCAGCGUCCCCUCGCCGCCUGCCUCGCGCUCCCAUGCCCAGCAGCGAGGCGGUGCCGCUGGGGCUGGGCGCCUGCCGCAGGUCGGGGGCGCUGGCCGGGAUGCUGGCGCUGGUGGCCCGGCUGCUGGAGUGGCUGCGCUCGCUGUUCUGGAAGGAGGAGAUGGAGCUCACGCUGGUGGGGCUGCAGUACUCGGGCAAGACCACGCUGCUCACCGUGCUGGCGUCAGGGCAGUUCACAGAAGAUAUGAUUCCUACGGUAGGCUUCAAUAUGAGAAAAAUAACAAAAGGAAACGUUACCAUAAAGGUAUGGGACAUUGGAGGGCAGCCAAGAUUUCGAAGCAUGUGGGAGCGUUAUUGCAGAGGAGUCAAUGCAGUUGUUUACAUGGUAGAUGCAGCAGACUUAGAAAAAGUAGAAGCUUCAAAGAAUGAGCUACACAAUUUAAUAGACAAGCCACAAUUGCAUGGAAUUCCAGUCUUAGUCCUUGGAAAUAAAAGAGACCUCCCAGGUGCACUGGAUGAAAAGCAGCUAAUUGAGAAAUUAAACCUUUCAGCUAUUCAAGACAGAGAAAUCUGUUGCUAUUCUAUUUCCUGUAAAGAGAAAGAUAACAUAGACAUAACAUUGCAAUGGCUUAUUCAGCACUCCAAAUCAAGACACUGUUGAAGAAAACUUUUGCUGAGGAUAACUUUUCUUUCCCGAUCACUUUGACUCCUAUCAGCUAUACACUACUGAAAAGAUAAGGAAUGCAACUGCAUACUACCAGGACUCACUUUGAUCAUAUUUGUUAACAGAAAUAAAACUAAAGUGAAUUAUGGUCUGUCUAUUUUGUUUCUUUUUUUUUAUAUCCAGAUAUCUGUUUGCCUAGGUGAAAUUCCUGAAAGCCUUAAUACACGAGUGAAAAGAAAUCAAUACUUUUGAGGCUGUAAUGUUUGAGUUUAUGCAUGUGAAUUGUGAAAUACUUAGUAACUUUUUUCUAAUUUGAAUAAACUGCACAGUGGAAACAGA